Molecule: messenger RNA, 3534 nt
Organism: Erpetoichthys calabaricus (reedfish)
Lineage: Eukaryota; Metazoa; Chordata; Cladistia; Polypteriformes; Polypteridae
Product: zinc finger E-box-binding homeobox 1-like
Exons: 22
Coding region: 684-2666 (660 amino acids)
Biological process (GO): regulation of transcription by RNA polymerase II
Cellular component (GO): nucleus
Molecular function (GO): RNA polymerase II transcription regulatory region sequence-specific DNA binding; DNA-binding transcription factor activity, RNA polymerase II-specific
Source: RefSeq, a predicted model, not a curated record
UUACUUAAAGAUCCUGAGUUGCUUCGAAAGCUUGCAUAUUGUAAUCCUUUUAGUUAGCCAAUAAAAGGUGUCAUUUUGCUUGACUUUUGACUAUACUGUGUUUCCAAAAAUGUGCUUGUGUGGCCAGGGUUUUGAUGGUUUCCCCGCUCUUUUUGGAGUGAAAUACACUGCACAAAGAUCACAAUGAAAAAUGUUCACUGUAACACGAUUUAAAGUGACCAUAAGACCUAUGAAUCAUGACAACGAUUUUUCAAUGUGCAACUUAAAAAUUACAGUUAAAAAUUGGGAGUCCCAGGCAGUGUUAACGCCAGCCCAGUAGAUGGCAGAAACAGUCCGCGAUGCCGUGGCAAAAAACGGCUGCAAAAAAAAAAACAAAAGACGUCUCGCGAGGCCUCCCCAAAAUCUCGUCACGGUAAAACUGCAGCUUCUGGAAAUUAAGAAGAAAAUAUUAACACUCCUGAACAUCUUCGCAGUAUACCCAAGUAGUGCAAAUGAGUUUGAGACGCCUUACUUUAUGAAACGUUGCUUAAGAUACUCCAUUGCAGUCUUCACCCUCAGUGUAAAAACCCUUCGCUUGCCUCCUGAAGCCCCGUUGCUUUCUGAGCUGGAAGAAUAGAUAGAAACAAUAACGAUCACAUUCCAAUGUGUACGCUGUUUGUGCACGUAAGUUAUUACACAACGCAAUGAAUUCUCAAGAUGAAGUCAAAGAAAAAACCUCUUCGACAGAGAAUGGGCAGAGCAGUGCCUCUGAAGUGAUUGCAUUUGUUGUUGGCGAAAAUGGGCAGCUUCUGUCAGUGCAAGAGGAGGCAGCAGCAGUUGAAAAGAAAGAUGAAAGUCAUACCCCAGAAGAAGAGUUAUAUAGCCCUGAAAACAAUUCUGGAGUUGCUUCAACAUGUGACAUCUGUGGCAAGUCAUAUAAGUAUCUGCGGAGUUUUGUGAAGCACAGAGAAGAGCAUUACACCCAAGGAGAUUUAUCUUCACAUGACCUCCAAGUGGAUAAGUUGAAAGCAAAACUCCCUCCAGGCCGAUUUAGAAAUCAUAGAUUGAGUCUAACACCAAAACCACGAUUUCAGAGCUCACCAACUCAGCAGUCUGGAAGAAAAAUAGGAGAGAAUGUGCAUCUUUAUACGUGCAGCAUCUGUGGCAAGUGCUACAAAUACAAGUCCAGUUUUCAGAAGCACAUGGAGGAGCAUAAACAUUUAGGGAUGUAUCCAGAGUUGCCUAUGGAGGACCUGGAAAGUCCAGAAGGUUCGGAGGUGCCAUCACAAACUAUUGAUUGCCUGGAUGAAUCAAAGGAGGAUGAUGAAAUUGCUGUGGAAAAAAAUAAUUUGAAUGUUUCAGACAUCUCCUUUUCAACUCCUGAAACACCUGAGGAGGAUGAGAAAAGUAUGAAGCCAGACAAGAUAAAGCCUUCAACUGAAAGUGAAGGUGACAGCGUCAAAGAUCUAAUUCCUUUGGAUGCAAUGACGGCAGAUCUUGAAGAAGAAACAGAGUCUGCCAGUACAUGUACUGCACCUGAUUCAGCUGGGUCACCGAGGUCACCAGUGCCACCAAGCGAUGGAGAUUCAGAGUUUACAGGCAUAUUUACUUGCAACAUACCUCUAUGUGCGAAAACGUUUCAAGUGAGAUCUGCAUUGCUGAUACACAAGAAAGAACAUAGAAUUACAGCAAAAAACAACACAAGAAAAUUGCUCCAGGCUCUAGAAGCUACAGAUCUGACUUGCCCAAUUUGUGGAGCGGUAUUCUUGCGUAAGGGGAAUCUGUCUGAUCACAUCCUUUAUGUUCAUGAGAAGUACCGGCCACAUUCUUGUAAACAUUGUGAUCGUCAGUUUGCCAGACCAUCAGAAGUGCUAAGACACGUCAAAAGAAGCCACCCAGAUAAAGUUGCUUCCCUAGAAGCAAGUGUAAUCAUAAAUGGAAAUUCCGAGGAAAGCCUGCUAUUCAGCAGUUUUUCUGAAAAGCCUGAGGCAGACUUAUGUAGUGCUGACUACGAGCAGUCAGAUACACCUGGAGACACAAACGAUGAACUGGUUAAUCGAAACUCGUCCAGUGAGAUGUUCAGCAAAGUACAAAAUUCAAAUCUGGAUGAGCGUCACAGUAAGCGCCGUCUAAGCACAUCACAUCACCGAGAGCCUGUAGCUGAGAUUCACGAGUCGGAGGAAUCUGAUUGCUUAUCGAUGAUACAGAUUAGCAACGUUACCUCCUUAGUGAUGUCACCUACUGAAUUCCUUUUAAUUCCAGAAAACAAAGGCACCGUGGUAAAGGAUGAAAAGGAUCACAGUUUAUCAGCUACACCGAAGCAUGGAAAUACAAAAAGGUUUACCUGCAAAAUAUGUGGCAAAGAACACAGAUAUUAUUCCAGUUUUUUAAAACACAAGCUCCUGCACACAGGAAGCAAAAGUACAUGUUUAAUUUGCAGAAGAAGCUUCUUGGAGCCACGCGCCCUCGAUGAGCACAUCAGACUUGUUCAUUCUCAGAGGUUUAAAUACAAGUGCACAUUGUGUGAAAUGAGCUUUAGCAAGCAUCUACCAUUUUCUAAACACAUUCUUAUGGCCCAUUGUGAUUUAAAGAAAAUGAAGUGUCAUAUAUGCAAAAAGAAGUAUAAAACAGCCCAUCAUUUACAAAGGCAUGUCAGAAAAAAUCAUAGCAAUGGACAGAAGAACUAAUUCCAUACUUGGUCCGUGACUGGUUCAUUCACAACUUGCUGAUGAGUUGAGCCAUCUUAAGAUCUGAUUUACUACAAGUCAGCAUUUCAACUGAGUUGUUUUUUUUUGGUCAAGUUUGUGAAUAAAUGGGACUGCAUUCAAACUUGCGUGGCCAUUCAGACCCUCUCAUGAUGUUAUCCUGGAGGGAGGUUUAGGUUUACUUUGGUUCAUUCUUUUGGUUCCAAAAAGCCUCACUAAUUGCAAACAAACGAAAGACUAAAUUGGGAUUCUGAAGGAGGAGGAUUUGGUUUCAAAGUUGUUACUCACUGGCUUGUGGGGGUCCACUCGACUUUUCUUUUUAACCUUCAAAUGUGGCCUUCUUAAUGAAUUAGUUGGGUCCCAUUUGCUGUUUAGACAUCACCUACACCAGGGGCAAAAUACAAAUUCCUUUCAAUUUAUUUGCCAGCUCAACAUGUGCCACAUUGUGCGAGUUUCAGAAGGGCCGUCUUAAUAAAAAGACAUACGGUUAUAUAUGGAAAUAUUCAGAACAGCAGUAGAUUUCCUCUAGUUUGCCUUUGCAACUAUAUGCACAUUUUCAGAAUCAAGCACGGUUUCCAUUUCCUGGUCAAUCUACACGUCCAUCCACGCCAAGGGUAAUGUGAUCUGGGUAGUGACGGAAACCGUGAGAAUUGAAAGUGCAAGAAAUUGAAAUGAGGGUCCCAGGCCCCCCACUCUUUAGGUCUGAAUGCAGGGUAGAAGUGCUGCUUCUCUGGACUGAGAGGAUCCCAUUGAGGUGGUUUGUCAGGCCCCUUCACUUUCUGUACACUUAACUGUGCGGUAGAUUUAAUUUGAAAUGGAUCAUUGAUAAUCACUCAAUAACCCAAUGUGA